Pogonomyrmex barbatus (red harvester ant) is the source of this 451-nucleotide messenger RNA. It is a transcript of the gene Crag, whose product is annotated as DENN domain-containing protein Crag. Gene Ontology annotation, cellular component: cytoplasmic vesicle. NCBI's taxonomy places the organism in Eukaryota, Metazoa, Arthropoda, Insecta, Hymenoptera, Formicidae. The record is from RefSeq and is a predicted model, not a curated record. Gene Ontology annotation, molecular function: protein binding. Gene Ontology annotation, biological process: regulation of Rab protein signal transduction.
AUGCAUGGCGAGGACGCGCCUGAAAUUGUGCGAAGAACCACGCCGACAUUCAUCCCGUGAAAGGAGCAAACGACGAUCUCGAGAUCUCCGUCGCUUCCCGGUAGGACGCCAACGAAAGAGGAGGAGGAGGAGGAGGAGGAUUUGGAACGAUCAUCCUCUGCGACGCGCUCGAACGACUCGACCAAGUUUCAUCCGUAUCAAUCCGAGCAAUAACACAGACCAGCGCCGAGGAAUACUCCACCGUUACGGCGGACACUUAUCAGCGGAUAGUCAAAAUAUUUUUAUAAGAUUGGAGAGUUACCAAAUCCUCAAGUGGAUAUUGUAUGCUGUUUUGUUGUGCCGCAUACGCGAGAAGAAGUGCUUCAGAAUAGAAUCAGUUCAGUGCCAUGUACAGAAAGCCAAAAGUUUGUUGAGAUUGGUGCCGCAAGUGAUAUGAGGCGUAUCGAAGAUA